AUGUUUGCCUUGUUCACUAUUGCAAACGCUGCAGAUUAUAAUGAGACCUUGGCGAGGGUCAUGUUAACGCUUGCUGCAGCUGCUUACGGAGACGAUCCUUCGCAGUGUCUGCGGAACCGCUUCGGAAAUGCGGAGGUAAGUUGACAAGGCGUAAGUUGACGUUUGAAGUCAACGGCGCUGCGUUCAAUAUCUAUAGAUGAUAGAAGAAAAUUUAAGAGGUCAAAAAUUCACAGACUCGAAAAAUAAGUUACCAUUGAUACUUUAGUUAAUCGACCGUCAUGAAGUUCUCUGCGACGUCUCAAACAACAACACUUGUGUUGCUUACAUUGCUGUUGUUCAUGCCGGAGAAGCAAUCGCCCUUGUGUUCAGGUAUGAUCUAUUUUUCACCCGGGUUUUACGUUCAAUGGAGGACGAUCUGUCCAUCACACAGCUUGUUGCUUUCAAAACCUUACAACACUUCAAUUUCAGAGGCUCCGUUGGCGAUAGCCAGCUUGUCCUGCAAGCAAUUGCAGCGGUGACUGUUCAAGUUGAAUUUCAAAACCCAUUGACGACUGUCAACCAGUACUACGAUCAUGCGUUUCAGAUUCUUAUAAAGUCCGGGAUUGUCGACCAGGUCGCGCAGCUGCACGCACAAUAUCCAGGAUAUAGAUUGUGGAUCACUGGGCAUUCCCUCGGAGCUGGGCUAGCGUCUCUGGGAGCGUUGGCUUUUAGUUUGAAUGGAACUUGGAGUGAGAGUAACCUGGAGAGCUACACUUUUGGGUGAGAUGGUCUAAAAGUUCCGAAUAGGGAAAGGCCCAAUGUUUAAGCCAGGAGAGAAGGUUUCUUCUUUAGAACUCCCAAAUUUUUAGGCAAAUGCAAUUUUUUCCGAUCGAAAGUGAAUGACAAAAUCUAUAUAUUCAAGGCUCCAAUGUGGGCACAUUUAAAAAAAAAGAAUUUGCCUUGCAUCUUGUGUUCCUUUCCUUGCCUUCUUACAGAAAACCCCGCAUUGGAAAUCCACUCUACGCUGCUCUCCAUACAAACGUCGUUCCUCAACAUUACCGCGUUGUCCAUGCUCACGAUACUAUCAGCAAUAUCUACCCCCAGAUCUUCGGGUAUCUCCAUGAACAGCAUUGGAUUUGGUAUGACAAUGACAUGAGUCCCGGUAGCACUUACAUUGCUUGCAUUGACGAAUUCGACCUCCGCUGUGCCGGGUACCAACUUUUGGACAGUGAUCUAUGGGAUGCUCAUAGACAUUACUUCAAUGUGCAAGUUAGUGAUUACGGUAUCGCCGGAUGUCCUAUGGCUAUAUUCUGA
This is a messenger RNA of Bursaphelenchus xylophilus (pine wood nematode), 1293 nucleotides long. The record is from the annotation of a GenBank genome assembly. Lineage: Eukaryota; Metazoa; Nematoda; Chromadorea; Rhabditida; Aphelenchoididae.